This is a messenger RNA of Oreochromis niloticus (Nile tilapia), 1132 nucleotides long. Its product is annotated as GTPase IMAP family member 7-like. The record is from RefSeq and is a predicted model, not a curated record. Bases 46 to 762 code for a protein of 238 amino acids. Gene Ontology annotation, molecular function: GTP binding. The transcript is spliced from 2 exons. NCBI's taxonomy places the organism in Eukaryota, Metazoa, Chordata, Actinopteri, Cichliformes, Cichlidae.
ACAUUCAUAUUUCUCACCUCCGCAGAGACAAUACUUCAAUAAAAUAUGGCUUUAUUUCCACAAGGUCCUGACUUGAGGAUUGUGCUGAUUGGAAAAACUGGUGUGGGAAAAAGUGCAGUUGGAAACACCAUCCUGGGAGAAAAAUAUUUCUUUUCUUCUCCCAGUUCAGAGUCAGUGACUGAAUCUUGUAAACAACAUGUGAAGAAGUUUGGUAACAGAGUAGUCAGUGUGGUAGACACACCAGGCAUUCUGGACACGGGAAAAUCCGAAGAAACCAUCAAAAAAGAAAUUGUGAGAUGUGUUGAAAUCUCCUGUCCAGGUCCUCACGUGUUCCUGCUGGUUAUCCAAGUCGGCCGAUUCACCAAAGAAGAAAAAAACUCUGUGGAAGCCCUGCAGGAGCUGUUUGGCCCACAGGCUAACAAUCACAUGAUUGUGUUGUUCACCCGCGGUGGCGAUCUUGGAGACAUGACGAUAGAGCAGUAUGUACAUAAAAGCAAGAAAGAGCUUAAAGACAUUACCAAAAGAUGUGGAAAUAGGUUCCACGUCUUUGAAAACACAGACAGGGGCAGAAAGCAAGUGCAUGAGCUAAUUGGCAAGAUUGAUCGCAUGGUGGCAGAGAACAGGUGCACCUACUACACAGAUGAGAUGUUUCAAGAGGUGGAGGCUGCACGGAAAAUGGGAAUGCGUGUCAUUAAGUACAAGUUUAUUGCUCCACUGCAAAAGCGCAUUUCACAUUUUCAUUCCAUUCUUGCAAGAGAUUAAAUCAAUGUGAUAAACUGUCUAAACACAAUCAGCAUAAUGGAAACAAGACAGCCUGUUUACCCAUAUGUGAACAUAUGAAAAUGUCUGACACACACUUUGUGUAGAUAUUUGUGUCCUUGGAUGCUAAUAGGGGUAUAAUAAAGUUUAAUAAUAACCAUAAUGCAAGUUUUGGAUCUGAUUCUAAUUAUUAGAGAAAGGUACUUCUUGUAUCUAUUCUAAAUGCAGCAGUCCUAAAUCAUUGUAGUUUAUAUGUGUAAACACAACUCUAUUAUUUAUUGUAAAAAAUAUGUAUUUAAAUCCAUUUUUUCAUCACAAUGAUUCUUUAAAAAGUUUAGUGUUCUUUCUGUCUAGAAAAUGAAAGUCAAAUUAA